This is a messenger RNA of Sarcophilus harrisii (Tasmanian devil), 4331 nucleotides long. RefSeq names its product zinc finger protein 420. Gene Ontology annotation, cellular component: nucleus. Gene Ontology annotation, molecular function: RNA polymerase II transcription regulatory region sequence-specific DNA binding; DNA-binding transcription factor activity, RNA polymerase II-specific. Gene Ontology annotation, biological process: regulation of transcription by RNA polymerase II. The transcript has 6 exons. Bases 269 to 2851 code for a protein of 860 amino acids. The record is from RefSeq and is a predicted model, not a curated record. NCBI's taxonomy places the organism in Eukaryota, Metazoa, Chordata, Mammalia, Dasyuromorphia, Dasyuridae.
CGCAGUCGUACCCAGGCAGGCCUUCCGGGGUUUUGUCGUAGGGCGGCUCCGAAGGGACGGAGAAUGUGACCGCUGCUCCCCUCCCCAGUGAGACGUGUACCAGGGAUCCAGAGGCAGGACUGAAGCGGUGCCCGCCCUCAUCCAACCCCAGGAGCAACCUGGAGGGCCUCCCCAGCUGUACAGAAUCCCUAAUUGCUUGGCCUCUGCCUCCAGGAGUGUCUCCCCUAAAAUUGCCCUUCCUUAAGAAAGGAGCAUCAAAGGGAAGAAAAUGACUUCUGGGUUCCUAACAACCACAUCCCAGGAGUCAGUGACCUUCAAGGAUGUAUCUGUGGAUUUCACUCAGGGGGAGUGGGGACAGCUGGACCUUGCCCAGAAGAACCUGUACAGAGACGUGAUGCUGGAGAACUACCAGAACCUGGUCUCCCUAGGGCUUCAAGUUUUCAAACCAGAAGUCAUCUGCAGAUUGGAACGAGGGGAAGCCCCAUGGAUACUGGAGAGAGACAUCUCAAGAGGUCCCUGUCCAGAUUGGUCAGAAACUAGAGAAAUAAUUCCAAAGGAGAGCAUUUAUAUGGAAGAAUUAUCCCAUGAAAGACUCAUAAGGAAUGAUUCUUGGAACUUCAAACUUGAAGGAAACUCCAAAUGUGAUGGCAGAUUCAAAAAGCAACACAUCAAUCAGGGAAGAGAGCUGAAGCACAUCAUUGCCCAUAAGAACAGUUUCAAUAAGAUGAAAAGUCACAAACAUGACAAAUUUAGAAGAAAUUCUAAUCACAGGUCAGUCUCUGACAUACAAUGGAGUAGUCCUACAGAAAAGAUGAUUCAUAAAUAUGAUACAUAUGGAAAUAACUUCAAACAGUAUUCAGACUUAGUUAAACAUAAUAGAAUCUCCUUGGGGAGGAAAUUUUGGAAGAAUAACGAAUAUAGUAAAACCUUCUGCUACCACUCAGACCUUAUUCGCUAUCAUAGAAUUCCUCCUGGAGAGAAAUCCUAUACAUAUACUGAAUUUGGAAAAACCUUCCACCAAAAGCUACACCUUACUCAAUAUAAAAGAAUUCCUGCAGCAGAGAAACCAUAUAAAUGCACUGAAUGUGAAAAAUCCUUCAGUAAUAGCACAUCCCUUAUUUUGCACCAGAGAAUUCACACUGGUGAGAAACCUUAUGAAUGUCUUGAAUGUGGGAAAACUUUUAGCCGAAGUAUGUACCUUACUCGGCAUCAGAGAAUCCAUACUAGGGAGAGACCCUAUAAAUGUAGUGAAUGUGGAAAAGCCUUCAGUCAGAUUAUGUACCUUGCUCGGCAUCAGAAAAUCCAUACUGGAGACAGGCCCUAUCAAUGUAGUGAAUGUGGAAAAGCUUUCAGCCAGAUAUUGUACCUUACUCGACAUCAGCGAACUCAUACUGGAGAGAGACCCUAUCAGUGUAAUGAAUGUGGAAAAGCCUUUAGUCAGAUUAUGUACCUUACUCGGCAUCAGAGAAUUCAUACUGGAGAGAGACCCUAUAAGUGUGGUGAGUGUGGAAAAGCCUUCAGCAACAGUUCAUCUCUUAUUGUACAUCAGAGAAUUCAUACUGGAGAGAGACCCUAUAAGUGUGACAUAUGUGAAAAGGCCUUCAGCCAGAGAGGACAUCUUACUGAACAUCAGAAAAUUCACAAUAGAGAAAAACCAUACAAAUGCACUGACUGUGGAAAAGCCUUUAGCCAAAUUAUGUACUUUAAUCAGCAUCAGAGAAUUCACACUGGAGAGAAGCCAUACAAAUGUAAUGAAUGUGGAAAGGCCUUCAGCAAUAGCUCAACCUUUAUUGUACAUCAUAGAAUUCAUACUGGAGAAAAACCUUAUGAAUGCCUUGAGUGUGGGAAAGCCUUCAGCAAGUGCACAGGCCUUGUUCUCCAUAAGAGAAUUCAUACUGGAGAAAAACCCUAUAAAUGUAAUGUAUGUGAGAAAACUUUCAGUCGGAGGGGCCACCUUACAGAACAUCAGAAAAUUCACAAUGGAGAAAAACCCUAUAAAUGUAAUGAAUGUGGGAAAAGCUUUCGACAGAGAGGACACCUUACUGAACAUCAGAGGACCCACACUGGGGAGAAACUCUAUAAAUGUAAUGAAUGUGGCAAAGCCUUCAGUAAUAGUUCACAGCUUACUUUACAUCAUAGAAUUCAUACUGGAGAAAAGCCUUAUAAAUGCAGUGAAUGUGGCAAAGCUUUCAUUAAUAGCUCAUUCCUUACUCUGCAUCAGCGAAUUCAUACUGGAGAGAAACCUUAUAAGUGUAAUGAGUGUGGGCAAGCUUUCCGUCAUCCAGGAAACCUCACUGAACAUCGGAAAAUUCAUACUGGGGAGAAACCCUAUACGUGUAGUGAAUGUGGAAAAUCCUUUAGUCGUAGUAUGUACCUUACUCGGCAUCAGAGAGUCCAUACUGGAGAGAAAUGCUAUAAAUGUAACAUGUGUAAUCGAGCCUUCCAGAAUAGCUCUUCCCUUGCUCUCCAUCAGAGAAUCCAUAGUGGAGAUAAACCUUACAAAUGUUUUGAAUGUGGAAAAGCGUUCAGUCAGGGACUGUACCUUACUCGACAUCAGAGAAUUCAUACAGGGGAAAAGCCUUAUAAAUGUAAUGAAUGUGGUAAGGCCUUCAACCAGUCUGCAGGUCUUAUUCAGCACCAGAUAGUUCAUACUGUGGACAAACCCUAUAAGUGUGAUGAAUGUGGAAAAACUUUCAGUCGGCAAGGAAGUGUCAUCCAACAUCAAAGAAUUCAUACUGGAGAAAAACCCUAUAUAUGUAGUGAAUGUGGGAAAGCGUUCACCCACAGCUCAUCCCUUGCUGUACAUCAGAGAAUUCAUACUGGUGAGAAGUCCUAUGAAUGUAAUGAAUAAUUCAUCGCCAUUUCCCUCCCCCCCCAAAAAAAAACCUGGAAACAACUGAAAUAUCCAAUAAUUGGAUGAUGACUGAAUGCUAACAUAUCAAUAUAAUGGAACUCAGAAUUUCAGAGUUGAAAGAAACCUCAGUUGUCAUCUAUUUCAACAACCCUAAAAAGGUCAUCCAUCAUUUCCUUAGAGACUUCCAAAGAGGGGAAACCCACUUCCUGAGGCAGUCCAUUCCAUUUAUGUCCAUAUAUAUAUAUAUAGCUCUCAGAGCUAUUCUAAUUAGAAAUUUUUAAUUUUUUUUACGCCUAAAUCUGCAUUUUUGCAACCUUUUUCCAUUGCUCCUAGUUCUACCUUCUGGGGACAAGCAACAGAACAUAUCUCUUCUCUAGUCCUUCAGAUAUUGAAGAUGUCUAUGUUGUGCCCUCUAAAUCUCUCUACUCCAAGUCAAAUUUCCACCCUUGCUUCAAUCAGUUCUUAUAUGACAUGAAUUUAAACCCCUUUGAAUUCCUGGAUGACCUUUUUUUGCUCACCAGAUUAUCAUUGUACUUCCUAAACUGUGUUACCUAGAAUUGAAUACAUUACUCUAGAUGUGGUCUGAUUGUGACAGAUCAUAACAAGAUUAUUACCUCCUUGUUAUUGAAAGCUAUGCUUUUUUUCCCAUUACCUUUUUGGCUGCUAUAUUGCACCAUUGACUCAUAUUGAGUCAACUAAAAUCCUUAAAUAUUUUUCAGAGAAACUGCUGUCUAAAUAUUCUUCCCUCAUUUUGUAAUUGUGAAGCCAAUUUUUUUUAACCCACCACUUCGUACUUAACUAGAGUCAGUCCAAUAUUGCUAACUGGGCAAGACAGCUUGAAUCCUAUCCAUUAUUGUAUUAGCUAUCUCUCCUGGAUUUAUAUCACCUGUACACUUGAUAAACAUGCUGACUUAUCCAGGCCAUUUGUAAAAAUAUUAAGCAGUGUACGGCUAUGUACAACACCCAGGAAGGGGGGGACCCCACUGAAGACCAAGGGGACAUAAACCACUAAAGGCUCAUAUCCUAUAGCACUGCUCCCAUUUUCCAGAACAUCUUAAAGGUGAAGUGACUCAAUAGGACAUCAGUUCCUUCAGCACUUGAUAAUGAUUAGAACCAGUUUUCUUGAACAGAUCAUGGAAUGCUAGAUGCUGAGAUUACCUCUAUUCCUUGGUUUGUCAGCUCCUCAGUGUCCAUUUUCACAUGUUACCUCCAGUCUAACGGUCAUUUGAUGGAAAAGGGAAGGAAAAUAAGAAUUGAAUAGCUUUGCCUUUUUUAUUGUCAAUUAUCCCAAUUAUCUAGCCCAGGCUUCUGCCUUCUUUGUUCUUUCCCCCAAUGCAGCUAAAAGAUGUUUUGUUGCCCUUAAUUUAGCUUAUCAGCCUCAGUUUAUUCUCAACUACUUUUUAUUCAUCCUAUUAACUAUCCCUUUCUUUUACUUUCUGUACUUUUUUUUUGCUUUUUUCUCUUUCCUCUUUUCCUU